AUCAGAGAUCGCCUAUAUGGAUUAUAUGAUGCUGUGAGAAAUAAAUUAUUAUCAUCUUUAAACCAAUUCCCAUAUGUGUCCAUAACAACUGAUGGGUGGUCAUCACGCGCUAAUAAUUCAUUUGUAACUAUUACUGUCCAUGGUAUUGAUGAUCAGUGGAAUUUGUCCUCUUUUACCUUAGACACAUUAGAAAUGUUAGAAAGUCAUAAUGCCACAAAUACAUACAACCACCUGGCUAAAGCAUUGAAUGAUUGGAAUCUUUAUGACAAAGUGAUUGCAGUCGUACACGAUAAUGCGCGGUACAUGGUUGCUGCUGUACAAGACAGUUGGGAAGCUGAUGAUGAUAUCGAGAUAAGUGUCCGCUGUUUCUGCCACACUCUACAGUGUGCUUUAAAAGAAUAUUUUGUAUUUUCGAAUGAAAAAAAUUUGAGUGGAGUUUCUGGCACCCGAAUUACAGCUGUACGCAGAGACACCUAUACUCAAAUACAACUGUACUCCAAUCGUUCGACGCGUUUAUUCCAUGACAAGACAACUCAAUAA
This is a messenger RNA of Cotesia congregata, 540 nucleotides long. NCBI's taxonomy places the organism in Eukaryota, Metazoa, Arthropoda, Insecta, Hymenoptera, Braconidae. The record is from the annotation of a GenBank genome assembly.